CGCAGUUGUCAACAGUCAGUAUGGCGGUACAGUGAAGCCAUAUGGCCGAGUCAGAAGAAGUACAUUUUUAUCCAAAAAUGGCUCAUCUGAGUAAAAGUCCUUCUGACAGAGAGAGGUUUAUCUGCUUGUAUCCAGUCUACAUCAACAGUAAGAAGACCCUGGCCGAGGGGCGCAGGAUUCCCACAGAGAAGGGUGUGGAAAAUCCAACGUGUGCUGAGAUCAGAGAUGUUCUCACCGCUGCUGGGAUGAACGUCUACGUGGAGAACAAGAUGCACCCAAGAGAGUGGAACAGAGAUGUUCAGUUCAGAGGUCGGGUCAGAGUUCAACUCAAACAGGAAGAUGGCAGCUUCUGUCAGGACAAGUUCACCUCUCGUAAAGAGGUGAUGUUCUACGUAGCAGAGAUGAUUCCCAAGCUGAAGACCCGCACGCAGAAGGGCGGAGGAGGAGACAGCAGCUCCCAGCAGGGUGAAGGAGGGAAGAAAAGCAAGAAAAAGAAGAAGUAGAACUUUUUUUUUCUUAAACCAUUAAUCAUUUUGGAGUUUAUUGUCAGUUGACUGUUCAGACUAACGUCUGGGACAGAUCCCCCUAACUGAAACCCUCAUAACUUUAACAUUCAACUUUCAUUCAAGAUUAGUGGGGGUUUCUACUCGCUGAGUAAGUUUCAAGAUUGUUGGCCCAUGAAAUGCAUUCAUGUCAUGUUUAGUAGUUUGAUGGACAUUUAGUUUUUUUUUUGUUUUUUUUUUACUUUCUGGAGUAAAGACGUUUCAGUCCAACGACGGUUUGAUACAGAACGCAGGACUAACGGGUUGUGACAGGAAAUAAAAUUCAGCUUUAUCGUCAAUAAAUUUCAUCAAAUAAACAUCCCCUGUUUAAGAGACAAAUGAUAGAAUCAAUUGUUGGGAGUGUCUUAAUGUGCAUUAUGCUGAUUAUCUUUUUUUUAAUUUUUUUUUUUACUUUUUUUGGUCUUUGAUUCCUCAAAUCAAGUCUUUCAGGAACCCACAGCUACAAGACUCCUCUUCUCUCUGAGUGGACAGAUGUGCUGUUUGUUCCUGAAUGGAGGUUUUGACUCAGCGAUGGCUUUUUUUUUUUUUUACAAGGUUUCUGUCCAGCAGAUCCACUAUGACCUCCUGCUGGUCUAUUUGGACUUUGACAGCUGUUGAAAACCAAACUACAGCUCUGGUUCUGUGCUGUUAUGAAGCAAUCUCGUAACUCCCGAUUUCUUUGGAUAUUUAAAGUUUAAGUUGAUUUUUAAUAAAGUGAUUGCCUAUAUCAUCAGAAAUCUAGUUUCAAAAGCUCAUGGUUGUCAGUCUGGAAAUGAGCAGGCUUUCCGUCUGGAAAAACAACCCCAAAAUAUCUUGGCUUCAAUGGCCUCCUCUAGAAGUUUCCCAGAAUCCUUCGCUGCUUGUUUGAGUAGAUCUCACAGCACCUGUAAAACUCAUUCAGAGCCAGCCACAUAGUUUUAAAAAACAGAUCUCAAAUUAGAAAAUUACUUUAUUUGUGCCUCGUCUGUCAUGUAAAUCAUCUGAUUGUACCAACUAGUGUGAACUAGACAAACAGGCCAGCCUCUGUGUUUUAUAUCACAGCUAUUAACUUGUCAUCUACCGCUUUCACUGGGAAUUCCCAGAAUACACCCCAGAGUACACAUCACACAGGAUUUCACAUCCACCAUCUAUAACCCAGAACCCAUUUCAUCUAGAGCCUGGCCACUGCAUCACCUCCUAAAUACUGCAGUCAGAAAUAAAUGAAGUUCAUGACUUGAGUGGAAGGCAACAGUGCAGAUCAGUCAUGAGAGCCCCAAACUUCCCAUCAGCCUCAGCACAGGCAUACAACAUUGCUCUGUUUAGUACUUGAUUCUUAGUCUGGGUUCAGUUCUCUGGUUCGUCAUGCAGGCCGUAGAAAUCAAAAUGUGGUAAUCUUAGUGAAUGUGUUAAAAGUGUAUUUCCAGAAGAGCUUCAUUUCUUCAAACCAGACAAAGUGUUUCUGCUGUAGAAAAAGUGAAGGUGUUGCUUUUGUUUUGCAUUAAUGAUUUAUCGCUAAACGAAACCCCAGUGGUGUGUGGCCAGGUAUUUUCCACUUCUGUUGAGUUUUUAUGACGCAAACCGCUCCUCAAUGAAGCAAAUUGCUGAAAAAACUCUUCCACAUUGAGGCGGUGUGGACUCAGUUUGAGAUGGACAUGUUACAGGUUUCAGUGUGUUCACAGCAGUCGGUGUGUGAAACGUCUAGUUACAGUCAACUAGUGCAGACACAGCCUUGGAUAUCAGUCUGAUCCUCUUUGGACCAAAGAAACAAUGUAGGUGACUAAAGUCCAUCUUCAGCUCUGUCAGAAAACCAAAUCCUUUCAUAUGAAUGAAUGUUGAUUUGCAGAUGAUAUGCAGAGUCAGCUGAUACAUGGACACAAACACUUGGGUGAUUUAAUUAGGAUUUAUUGACAGGGAUGUUUUUUCUGUGUUUUUUUUUUAAGAUUUCACUACAUUUCUAACAAAUUUAAAUUAGUCUUUUAUAUCUGUGGGUUGUUUGUCCAUUAUCUCCGGCCUAUCUGUCUUGAAAACAUCCCUGAUGAAUGAACUGUUUCUCUUCCUCAGCCAGCCUGUUAAGCAGUGUGUUUGCAUACAAAGCUGGAUGGACUUUGUGUUUGGAGAAAUUGACUUCAAUAAAGACAAACGUGA
Lampris incognitus (smalleye Pacific opah) is the source of this 2666-nucleotide messenger RNA. It is a transcript of the gene srp19, whose product is annotated as signal recognition particle 19. Gene Ontology annotation, molecular function: 7S RNA binding. The transcript is spliced from 6 exons. Bases 42 to 503 code for a protein of 153 amino acids. Gene Ontology annotation, cellular component: signal recognition particle, endoplasmic reticulum targeting. NCBI's taxonomy places the organism in Eukaryota, Metazoa, Chordata, Actinopteri, Lampriformes, Lampridae. Gene Ontology annotation, biological process: SRP-dependent cotranslational protein targeting to membrane, signal sequence recognition; SRP-dependent cotranslational protein targeting to membrane. The record is from RefSeq and is a predicted model, not a curated record.